UACUUCGAAUAAUACUUUGGGAAUUUCUAUGGCUAAAAACAAUAGUUUAUUCGAUAAACCUUCUAGUAUAGAAUAUAAACAAGGUUUAUAUAGAAGAGCCAUAAAGGAACUUAAGAUUACAAAAUCUUAUAGUAAAAAGAAAUUACUUUUGAUUUUGAACAAGCAAGAAUACAAAGAACCUUUUUUGCUCAAUGAAAUCAUUCAUUCGAAGGAAGAAUUGAAGAAAAAAUUGAAUAAAGUUAUUAAAGAUUUGAAUAAUCGAAACAUUCUACUAAGCCAGAAUUGUACCAAUUUGAACAAUAAAUUGGAUGAAGAGAAAAGAUUAAAAUUGGAGACAAUGUUGUCACCUGCAUUACAAGAUCCAACUCUUUGCAAAGAAUUAAAUAAAAGUCUAGAAGUAUCUGCAAUAAUUAUUAGUCAAGACAAACCAGCUAUAAUCUUUACUCCCACAACUAUUGAAAUUAUCGAAUAUCCAAGAAAUAAAAAUGAAACAAUAUCAACUCAAGAA
Racocetra persica is the source of this 508-nucleotide messenger RNA. Lineage: Eukaryota; Fungi; Glomeromycota; Glomeromycetes; Diversisporales; Gigasporaceae. The record is from the annotation of a GenBank genome assembly.